This is a messenger RNA of Hansenula ciferrii, 1428 nucleotides long. RefSeq lists its product as uncharacterized. The coding region runs from base 1 to 1428 and encodes 475 amino acids. Lineage: Eukaryota; Fungi; Ascomycota; Saccharomycetes; Phaffomycetales; Wickerhamomycetaceae. The transcript has a single exon. The record is from RefSeq and is a predicted model, not a curated record.
AUGAGUGUCCCAGUUUCCAUAAACAAUUGUGAUUUUUCUUCUUUGAGACUAAUGGAUCUACGCUCUGUCGGUGAUUUGAUUUCUAUCAAAAAUCAAGAGUUUCCGCUUCUAGUGGCUGCUAAUUUGAGGCCAGAUAUUAUAGGACAUGGAGCUGGCAUUCAUUUGGAAAGCGUCAGCUUCCCUAAACUUAAAUACCUUGAUCUUACAGCAGAUAAAUGUCAUAUUACCAACACAAAAGCACCAUCUCUAGAUUUUUUACAUUUAGAUAUUGCUUGCGUUCUCCCAGGAUCAGAUUAUGAGUUUUUCAAUCAACCCUAUAGUUUGUUUAUCUUCCAGAAUGUUUGUGAAUUUUUGAAAAAGAUUGAUGUUACAAAAUUAAAAUAUUUGGUUACAAGAUUACUUUCAGAUGAUAUUGGCUUUGAGACAUUGAUCAAAGAUCUAGAUUUAUCCAACCUUGAGAGUUUUCAUGUGUUUCUCAGUGAAGAAUAUACUGACUUGUGCGGUGAACUUAUACCAUUCUUCAAUGGGCCAAAUCUGAAGGAAUUCAAGGUUGACAUAUCAAAAGACUCGUUUGAUAAUCUAGGAAAUUUAAGUGAGAAGUUGGAACCAUCAUUUCCCAAUUUGAAAAGGCUUAUUAUUUCUUCUUUGAGGAGUUCGUUCAAGAUACGUGGAUUGGUACACUCAAGCUUAGAGGACAUCAUAAUCACCUCUGUGGAUACUACAUAUAAUAUAUUUACAGGUCAUUUUGAAAACCUUCAAAGAUUCUGUGCUUUGGUGCAUAUAUUUGAGCCUCUGGAAAUAGGUACAUCACAACUGUCACUUAAUCUUUCAGCCCCUAACUUAAAAGAACUCAAUAUUGAAGGUCACUCGCUCGAAGUUUUGGAGCUGUUUAAUUACAAGCACUUAAAGCAUUUACAAAUAAGUGAGUGUGACGUGAAUGAAUUGAUUGGAGCUGGACUUGAAUUGUUAAAUACUUUAGUUUUAAAUAAAAAUUCAGAAAUAGCGCUAGUGAAUAUAAAUGCACCAAAUUUAAAAAUACUUGAAACCCAAUUUGCUCCAGAUGCAAAUAUAGAGUCAUUCAAGCUGCUUGUGGGUGGUGAAAGAAUCAAUGAUACAGAUGUUAUUACCCCUGGUGUUUCGAAACUAUUAGAUUAUGCGUCAGGUAUACCUAAAAAUGUUACAACUUCGCAUGCCUAUGAUUUAAAGCAUUUCACUGUAUCAGAUAUUGAAAGGUCUAUCGGGAGUUUAAAAAACCAAGAACAUGAAAUUGAGAUAUGUGGUCAAAUUAAAAAGUUCAGAAUAUCUGCAGCGGCAGAACGUGAUGAAGAGUCUGAUUACUAUACUGGAGGAUGGCAUUUCACACAUUCUAUCGAAACUGAAAGAGAAGCUGAAAGGUUAAUUCGUGCAGGCGUUAGACCUCGGGUAUGA